CCAAGAAAAAUUAAUGGGAAAACCCAGGUUUUAGAUCAGCAUGCGCAAUGGCAAAUGGAAAAUGCAGUGUCUGAGCUGCCCUUAGGGAUAGCGAUGCGAUAGCCAGACCUCAUUCUCUAAGGAGACUGCAGCAAGCCAACUAGGACUCAAGGCAGCUGUUAACGAAGUGACUGCCUGCAUCAGGAACCAAGGAUGAGGGGCCCCGCAGGCGUCCUGCUGUGCUUGUUGCUGCUGGCGGCCCCCCACUGCACAGAGGUGGCUGCCCAGGAUGACGAGCCUGACCCCAAAAUGCCAUGCGCCAAGUGGAUGGGAGGAGCACCUGGCUACCCUGGCCACAACGGGCUCCCUGGUCGGGAUGGGAAAGACGGAAAAGAUGGACUAAAGGGAGAAAAAGGAGAUGCAGGUGCACCGGGUCCCACAGGUGUGCCAGGCGCGAUAGGACCCCCAGGGUUGACGGGACGUCCUGGAGCUCCCGGAUCCAUGGGGAUGAAGGGAGAGAAGGGUGAAGGUGCUUUUGUCCACCGCUCUGCCUUCAGUGUAGGGCUGACGGAGCGCCCCCCUGCCCCCAACAUCCCCAUCCGCUUCAGCAAGAUCUUCUACAACGAGCAGGGCCACUACGAUGCCAGCACCGGCAAGUUCCUCUGCAAUGUCCCUGGCACCUACUACUUCGCCUACCACCUCACGGUCUACCUGGCAGAUGUCAAGGUCAGCCUCUACAAGAAGGGCAAGGCCGUGAUCAUCACCUAUGACCAGUUCCAGAACAACAACGUUGACCAAGCGAGUGGCUCUGUCUUGCUGCACCUCAGCUCUGGGGAUGAGGUCUGGCUUCAGGUGUAUGGGAACGGGAACAACAACGGGGUCUACGCUGACAACGUCAAUGAUUCCACGUUCAUGGGCUUCCUCCUGUACCCCGACAUGGGUGACUAUUAAUGUAGGGGGUGCUGCACAAAAAUGGGUGAAGUGGCUUAAACCCCAGACGGCGUCCUGGGGCACUGGCACUAUAGCUAUAAUGUAUUUACCAUGAAAUUGCCUUUUGCAGGGGCAAUGAUUGCCAAGGGUGGACCCCAUCUCCCGUGAAAUCAGGGAGAUUGUAUGAGUACUUCCAUGGGACCAAGGGCUCGCUCCUACCUCUGCUCUUGGUCUCCUUGUGGAAAGCUCAGCCCGAAGUCAGACGCCUCUCCUGUCAUAUAAUGAAAAAGUAACUCUAAAUGUGACUUAAUCUUUUUUUUUUUUUUUUAAAUUUAAAGUGAGAAGAGAAAAAUUGAUUAAAUAUAACAUUUUAAAUUUCCCUUUUUUUUUAACCACCUAAAUCCAUCUAAAGUAAUGGCAGAUAUUUUAGCCAGCGUUUUAAAAACUGACUAAAAGAAGAGGAAGAAAACUAUUCAAAAAAUCAGAGUGCUUGUUUUCAUUUGGAACAGACGGCUCCAUUUUUUCCAUCAUAACUCCCUGUAUUAUUAGGCCCUUUGACUUCCACCCAUGGUUUAUUGUCUCUCUUCUUUAGCCUAGAUCUUUGAAUAUAUUCAGAUUAUUAACUUCCAUUUAUUUUACUCCUUUGAUUUUCCUUUUAUGUUUACCUCUAUCAUUAUCUCUAAUGCAGACAGCAGGCUGGUUUAGGGCAGGAAUCUUGUGAUUUAUCUGAGAAGCCUUAUGAACACGGUGAGGCCACACAAAAGCAGCCCAUUGACCACAUGGCUUUGGGGUCCCAAGGCAAUCACAGACAUGUUGGCCACACAGAUCCUGUCCCAUCUACCCUCUGAAUAUCUCCUGAGUGCACUCAGAAGUUGAGAUCAAUCAACUGUGUUCCUACUUUUCCAUGAUCUAAGUGUGCCAUAACCAGUGGUUUGCACAGAGCUUCAGGUGGUGGUGAAGCCUCCAUGUGGAGUGGGCUCCUGGAUGAAACCCCAGGACCUGCCCCAGCUCUGGGCAAGCUUACCUUAACAGCAGAAGACUAUUAAGGCUGGAAUUAGUAGCAAUCCCAUUCAACUGCUCUCCCAGGAGCUUGCCUGACUAUUAUCUGAAAGAGGAUUUGAUGGUUUCUCAGAUACAUUCAAAGCAGACUCCUACUGCCAAGCUUCAGAACAAGUAACACUGAUCUGAGGUAAUGCAUUAUUACAAGCACAAAACAGCAUCAAAAGCUUCAGCUGAAAUUAUUUCCAACAGCAGCAUUUUCCACACUCCAGUGAAU
Molecule: messenger RNA, 2185 nt
Organism: Myiozetetes cayanensis
Lineage: Eukaryota; Metazoa; Chordata; Aves; Passeriformes; Tyrannidae
Gene: ADIPOQ
Product: adiponectin, C1Q and collagen domain containing
Exons: 3
Coding region: 193-930 (245 amino acids)
Molecular function (GO): protein binding
Source: RefSeq, a predicted model, not a curated record